AUGCCUUGUAAUGUGAUAGAAUAUGGAUAUUUUACUGCCCAAAUUGGUCUCGAUGAUGUUUGGCUAAUUUCUAAUGGUACUUGUAUGCCAAGAAGUGUUAAUACAUUGGUGACAGAAGACAGAAAAUGGAGACAAGAAAAAUUAUAUAAACAAAUGACUGAUAGAUGUAUUGAUGGUUUAGUUAUUCCUUUAAGAAGAUUACAAUUAACACCUGAAGAAUUGGUUACGUUAAAAAUACUUUUGCUUUUUAGCUGUGGAAAUCAUACACAAAAAGAAGAAGCAACUUCAUUUAUCAGUGACGAAUCUAGAAAAAUUGCUUUAGAAUGGAAAAAUAAAGUAAUUGCUGCUCUCUUUCAAUUUUAUCGUUCUAUUGGGCAUAAAUCGGCAGCUGAACGUUUUGGAAAUGUUAUUUUAUUAAUUUCUGGAAUUGUUUCUGCUGCCUCAGCAACAUUAGAAUCUUAUCAAAUUAUGCGUUUAUUUAAAUUUGCUAAUUUUGAUAGAGUUUCUGAACAAUUACUUUUUGAUAUAGAUUGA
Messenger RNA from Meloidogyne enterolobii, 534 nucleotides. The record is from the annotation of a GenBank genome assembly. NCBI's taxonomy places the organism in Eukaryota, Metazoa, Nematoda, Chromadorea, Rhabditida, Meloidogynidae.